GUUAUUCUGUGUGUGCUCACAGCUGAUUGGAUGGCUCUGGCAGGGGUGUAGACCCUCCUGAUUACUAGAUUGCACGCUGCACUAAGCAAGGAAAACGCUUUGAACUUCUUCACUUUUUGCUCACUGUCAUUUUUUCCCCAAUGCGCUGUUCCUCACUGCCAGCAAGGUGCUUUCCUAAAGAAGACACCUCAAGGAAGGAGUGGGAAAGUGAUCUGUGUGUGAGAGCCUUUAUCCUCCUCUUGCCUGUUGCCUCAUCCCUUGCCUUUCUUUAGCACACAAGGGCAAUCACACACACACAUUGGACCUCUGACAACUGAUUCUUGGACCAAAAGGAAGCCUAGGAUCUUGAAUAUUUGCUACCUGCUCCUCCAUCAAAAGCUUCUGCGCCCUUGUCACAGUGGGGAGGUCUGCUGCUGCUGCUGCUGAUUUGUUGUUCUUGUUGUAUAUAUGUGUGUGUGUGUGUUCAGGCUCUGAAUACCUGGCAUGAUUAGUUAAGACUUCAUUCUUCAUUUUCAAAAGGGACACAGAAGGGGGGAGAAGUGGAGUUGGCUGGAGCUGGUCGUAGAGAUUGAGCAGAACCAUGUCUAAGCCUGUUGACCAUAUCAAGAGACCCAUGAAUGCCUUCAUGGUGUGGUCCAGAGGGCAGAGGAGGAAGAUGGCCCAGGAGAACCCUAAGAUGCACAAUUCGGAGAUCAGUAAAAGACUUGGAGCAGAGUGGAAACUUCUGUCCGAGGCUGAGAAAAGACCUUACAUCGACGAAGCCAAAAGACUCAGGGCGCAGCAUAUGAAGGAGCAUCCUGACUAUAAAUACAGACCAAGACGCAAGCCCAAGAACCUUCUGAAAAAGGACAGGUAUGUCUUUCCUCUCCCUUACCUUGGAGACCACGACCCACUUAAAACGGGACUUUCCAUGAGUGCUACUGACUCCAUCUUCGGGGCUUCUGAGAAGGCAAGAGCCUUCUUGCCCCCAACAUCAACACCUUACUCACUACUAGACCCAAGCCAAUUCAGCUCCACCACCAUCCAGAAGAUGACAGAGAUGCCCCAUACCUUGGCCACCAGCACCCUUCCUUACGCCUCGACUUUAGGAUACCAGAAUGGGGCAUUUGGGGGCUUAAGCUGUCCAAGCCAACACACCCACACCCAUCCUUCUCCAACCAACCCUGGUUAUGUGGUGCCCUGUAACUGUUCAGCAUGGUCAGCGUCUAAUUUGCAACCCCCGGUUGCCUACAUAUUGUUCCCUGGCAUGACUAAAGCUGGUUUAGACCCUUAUUCUUCUGCACAUACAACAACCAUGUAAGAAGGGUGUUUGGACCGAGAUCACUGCAGGUUGGACUUGGAUGGUGCAUGUACAGAGGACUGCUAAGAGGGACUACUGAGCCACAGGGAGAAUGCCCACCUGGGACUAUUUAUCUGUGUACAAAGGGCACAAUCUCCCGAUUUACCUGUGUGUGCGAGAUGCCACGAUCCGAUCCAAUCCAAUUCUUUUACUGAGCCAUGCGGAUACAUGUUUCCAGGACGAAUUGUAAAGAAUUGUACAGGUUCUGCCACUUUAUUUUAGCUGCCCUGUUUGAACGUUGCCACUUUAUUUAUUGGUUUUUAAAUGUUUAUCAGUUUGUCCUUUAUUGCUCUGUGACUCUGACCUUGAAUUUAGAAGCAACUUGAAAAUUAAAUUAUUAGUAUUUACCAUGAACCCUUUUUAUUUGCACAUGUAUGUUGUGGGGUGGGUGGGAACGUUGUCAGAUAUUAUUGACACAAAACACACAUUUAUUUGAUCGUUUUAUUUUAAACUUAAAAAAAAAAACAACUUUCUCCUAUUUAGGGAAUAUAUUUCUUAAUGUUUUGAGUCUCUUGCCCUUAGGAAAAUAAAUAUUAUGUAGGAAAGUGCUCACAUUUUUUGGUGAUUUCAAGACAAAAUUUAAAAUUGUAAAUGUGGAGAAACCGGUGAUCGGAAAAAUGUAAUUUUUCUAACGAUUUUCCUUUUUUUGCUGUUGCAUUGUGAAAUGUUUAAUAAAGACAACAAUGCAAUUGAACACGUGAGCACAUUAGUGUCACAAUUAAAAUAAUACGCUAUAUGUUAUUUUUUAUUAGCCACUCAGAAAACCGCUGCGACUAUUAUAAUGCGACAUUAGCGAUUUCAGAGAGUUGUGUUUAAACGCAGGAAAUAAAAUGUCACUUUUUUUUUCAAAAAAUAA
Messenger RNA from Xenopus laevis (African clawed frog), 2195 nucleotides. It is a transcript of the gene sox14.L, whose product is annotated as SRY-box 14 L homeolog. Gene Ontology annotation, cellular component: nucleus. NCBI's taxonomy places the organism in Eukaryota, Metazoa, Chordata, Amphibia, Anura, Pipidae. Bases 581 to 1300 code for a protein of 239 amino acids. The transcript has a single exon. Gene Ontology annotation, molecular function: DNA-binding transcription activator activity, RNA polymerase II-specific; RNA polymerase II cis-regulatory region sequence-specific DNA binding; DNA binding. The record is from RefSeq and is a predicted model, not a curated record. Gene Ontology annotation, biological process: brain development; negative regulation of transcription by RNA polymerase II; neuron differentiation.